Messenger RNA from Lycium ferocissimum, 586 nucleotides. Its product is annotated as proteinase inhibitor I-B-like. NCBI's taxonomy places the organism in Eukaryota, Viridiplantae, Streptophyta, Magnoliopsida, Solanales, Solanaceae. The coding region runs from base 112 to 435 and encodes 107 amino acids. Gene Ontology annotation, biological process: response to wounding. The transcript is spliced from 3 exons. The record is from RefSeq and is a predicted model, not a curated record. Gene Ontology annotation, molecular function: serine-type endopeptidase inhibitor activity.
AAAAACUCUCCUAUAAAUACCCCCUUAAAACCAAACAAUCUAACAAAUAAUCACAACUUGGUUUGCUUAAUUUCAAUUUUCCAUAGCAAUUAGAAAAUUUAGCCAAAGACUAUGGAGAAGUUAGCUUACGCUGUUGCUCUCCUGCUUCUGGCAUCACUGUUUCAACCUCUCACUGCUCGAGAUUUGGAAAUCAAUGUCUUGCAACUUGAUGUUUCUCAGUCUGAUUGCCCAGGAGUGACAAAGGACACAUGGCCAGAACUUCUUGGUGUACCAGCCAGGCUUGCGAGACAAACAAUUCAGAAUGAAAAUUCAAAUAUAACUAAUGUUCCCAGUAUAUUGAAUGGUUCUCCAGUGACAACAGAUUUUAGAUGUGAUCGAGUUCGUCUUUUUGUUAAUGUCUUGGACUUUGUCGUACAAACUCCUCGAGUUGGUUAAAGAAAAUAAAAAAUUACUCCCAUAGUCCAUGGAGUGUUUUAAGUAUGAUUAGUCCCAAGAAAAUAAAUUGAAGCUGUAUGGUUAUUGUCUCCAUGUAUGCCUAUGCCAGUGCAGUGAUAUUUGGACUAAUAAAUAAGUGUGGCUUUCGAUA